AUGUAUCAUAACCAUAUAGAGCGGAGUGCAUUAGCGGAAGGACGCUACAGAUGGAGGCAUGACAAGGUCCUCAUGGAGAUCGCCAAGUGGGUGGAGCAGCAGAGGAUUAAGGCGAUCAACGACCACACCCCACCACCUAAUGCCAUAGGAUUCCUGAGGGACAUUUGGUUCUCUUUUCCAGGAGCACUAAAACCAUCACUGUGGCAGAACAUAACGUGCCCUGGGAGGAGAGGUUAGUCACGUCCCACCAUCUGAAAAAAGACAAGUACCAGGGCCUGAUUGAUGAAGCGGCUCUGAAAGGGUGGCACGCAAACAUUUUCCCUAUUGAGGUCGGCCGCCGCGGGUUCCCAGCAAAAUCGGUGCGCUACUUCCUCCAGAGAGUUGGUUUGGAGUCCAAACAGCUAAAGAAAGCCACCAGGGAAAUAGCCACAAUGGCAGAGUCCAGCUCAAGAUGGUUGUGGCUGAAGAGGGCCCAAAGUUGGAACCUUUCUUCAGGCGAAGGCUAA
This is a messenger RNA of Xyrichtys novacula (pearly razorfish), 506 nucleotides long. The record is from the annotation of a GenBank genome assembly. NCBI's taxonomy places the organism in Eukaryota, Metazoa, Chordata, Actinopteri, Labriformes, Labridae.